Clarias gariepinus (North African catfish) is the source of this 5335-nucleotide messenger RNA. It is a transcript of the gene klhl24a, whose product is annotated as kelch-like family member 24a. NCBI's taxonomy places the organism in Eukaryota, Metazoa, Chordata, Actinopteri, Siluriformes, Clariidae. The record is from RefSeq and is a predicted model, not a curated record. The transcript is spliced from 8 exons. Gene Ontology annotation, molecular function: protein binding. The coding region runs from base 301 to 2100 and encodes 599 amino acids.
ACAUUUUUUUCUAGAAUAAUUUCUCAUAAAACCUCAGUGCGUUAUUGCCCCAAACAGACUCCUUUAUAUGGCUGCAGGUAGAAGAUAUGACUCGGGAAGGAUAUAUCUAUAUAUUUUGUACGAAUGCAUCAAAUUAUGAGAAGUAGUAGCUUGUUAACUCAGUUAUGCUUUUCGUCUCUCAUGACGUUUGGACGCGCUCUUUGUUUCUUUUGUUUGUGUAAGUAAUAACGUAUGAAGUUUGUCUCCUAGGUGUAUAAGGAUUUGUCAGCGAUUGGUCCGUAGUAGCCUCACACAGCAGUCAUGGUGUUGAUACUGGGACGACGUGCGAACCGAGAGGAUCCAGCAGUCGUACGUGACUUGCCUGCGGUCAAGCGUAAAGUAUUUGAGAUGGACCCCAAGAACGUGGACGACACCAUGGAUUUCUCCUCAGGCUCGUCACAUGCCGAGAGUGUGCUGCACAUCUUUGAUGAGUUUCGCGCGAAUCGCCUGUUCACAGAUGUUGUGAUUGGUGUGCAGGGACGAGAGUUUCCAUGCCACCGGGCCAUGCUCUCUGCCUGCAGCGUCUACUUCAGGGCCAUGUUCGGCAAUGACCACCUCGAGAGCCGGCAGACCCUGGUGGAGAUCAGUGGUGUCCAGGCCGAUGCCAUGGAAGUCUUGCUGCAGUAUGUCUACACAGGCCGUGCCACAAUUACCACACAAAACGUGCAGUAUCUUUUUGAGACAUCCAGCCUCUUCCAGAUUGGAGCUCUGCGGGACGCCUGCGCCAAAUUCCUGGAGGACCAGCUGGAUCCGUGUAACUGCCUCGGGAUGCAGCGCUUUGCCGAGGUGCACUCACUCAAGCAGCUGGCAGGCCGCUGUCGAGGCUACGCGCUGCAGUAUUUUCCAGAGGUGGCACAGCAUGAGGAGUUCCUGGAUUUGCGCAAAGAGGAGCUGGAGGAGUACAUAGCGAGCGAGGAGCUGAGCAUCAGCAGGGAAGAAGUAGUGUUCGAGGCUGUCAUGAGGUGGGUCUACCACAGCAUGGAGUACCGAAGGCCAAUGCUGAAGGAGCUUCUCCAGCACGUCCGGCUGCCACUACUGCACCCCAACUACUUUGUACAGACGGUGGAGGGAGAUCAGCUGAUCCAGAACGCUCCUGAGUGUUAUCAGCUCCUGCACGAGGCCCGACGCUACCACGUGCUCGGCAAUGAGAUGAUGUCACCUCGCACCAGGCCACGCAGGUCGACAGGGUUUUCAGAAGUCAUCGUGGUGGUUGGAGGCUGUGAGAGGGCAGGAGGCUUUAACCUGCCCUACACAGAUUGUUAUGACCCUGUUACAGGCGAAUGGAAAUCACUGGCCAAGCACCCGGAGUUUACAAAGUCAGAGUAUGGGGUGUGUGCCCUGCGCAAUGACAUCCUGGUCUCAGGGGGACGCAUCAACAGUAGUUAUGUGUGGAUGUACAACUCUCAGCUGAACCUGUGGAUCAGGGUGGCGUCGCUCAACAAGGGCCGCUGGAGACAUAAGAUGUCUGUUCUGCUUGGAAAGGCAUACGCAGUCGGAGGAUAUGAUGGUCAGAGUUGCCUCAGCAAUGUGGAAGUCUAUGACUCUUUCUCUAACCGCUGGACGGAGGUGGCUCCUCUGAAGGAGGCUGUAAGCUCUCCAGCUGUGGUCAGCUGUGCUGGGAGACUGUUCGUCAUCGGAGGAGAACCAGACGAGAGCAGCUGCACAGAUAAGGUACAGUGUUAUGACCCAGAGACAAACAACUGGCUGCUGCGCUCCAACUUUCCCAUGUGUAAGCGCAACAUCACGGCCGUGUCUCUGAACAGUCUGGUGUACGUGUGCGGUGGUCUCUCCAAAUGCAUCUACUGCUACGACCCGGCGCAGGACUUCUGGAUGCCUGUGGUCAACGUCUUCAGCAGACAGGAAUGCUGCGGCAUGUCGGUGUGUAAUGGAAAGAUCUUCAUCCUGGGUGGGCGGGGAGAGAACGGCGUGGCCUCUGACAGCAUCAUGUGCUACGACCCUGCCUCCGGCAUUAUGACGGGUGUUGCUGCCAUGCCCCGCCCCAUUUCCUGUCACGGCUGCAUCACUAUACACCGUUUCAAUGAGAAGCCGCAUCGGACCUGAGUAACACUCUGUACACACGUACACACGUACACACACACAGACACACACACACACACACACAAUACAAACACAGCAGGAUCUGUUAAAACACUAAAAUCAACCAUCUGGGCUGGACUGAUGAACAGAUGAGAUGACUAUGUUUUGUGCAGCUUUUCUUCAAUUUGAUUCAACAAUCUUUAAUCUUUAUAAAGAGGUGAUCUCCUGCUUUCAUGAUACUCAAUGACAAAAAAAAAAUUCUCACAAUUUUCUUACCCAAGUAGUCCACCUCCUCUAUUUCCAUCCUGUCUCUUAUUUUUCUGUCUUUGUUUAUACAUAGUUCUCACAUCUUCGUCACAAACCAUGAGACCUAGUUGGAGGCACUUUGUGGCUAUUGGCCACUGCACCUGAAAGGCAGGUUUAGACCAGUGUCAGAUGUGCAGCUACUGUAGGUUGGUGCCCUUUUUUUUUUCUUCUAGAUUGAAUGCUUGGAAGACCUACGCUUGAGCAGAAGUGCAAGGUGGUUGCUAUGGUGAACAGAGCUGCAUUAUUCCUGCUUAUUCCAAAGAAACCAGAUGUACAACAACGCACACUGUUACUAAACCACAUCACAGGACCAUACUCGUCCAAAUAUUCUUCUCUUUAAGCCAAAUCCAAAAUGACUGCCAAUGUUUGACUAUCGAAGUACAAAAACUUAUGAAUUUACAUAAAUCUAUUUUCUUUGGGAUGAUGAUGUAAAAAUCUGCAAAAAUGAAAAAUUUUUUCGUGAAUGAUUUUUUUAUUCGUUAUAAUGUCUUUAUGCCUUUUAGUCUAAAAGCCUUUUAGCCUUUUUAUCUGCGAUAAAAACAUCAGGCACGUUUUUGGUGUUCAGCGUGUGUAAGAGUGCAGUGGACCAGAGCACAUGAUUUUGGUGUCAUGGCUUUUCUACUUUGUAAUGAGAAACAGAUUACAAAUACAAAUGCCACACUUGAAAUCAACACUACACCUUUAGUUGAAAGUGAAAUAGAGUUCUUGUCAUGGUCUCUUAAAAAGGCGAAAGCAAAUUAUUUAUCUUUAGCUACAGUAUAUAGGUGGUUAAAUUGUUGUGUAUUAUUUGGGACCGCUAGCCUGUACAGUGCAAAUGAGCCUCCAUAACUGUAACUGGACACAAACAUCAACAUAUGAACAGAAUUUAAUUUGCAUAGGAUGCUGUUGAUAGAACUGACCAGCUCUAUUAGUGUAUUUUGCUGUGAGUUAGCAUUAAAUCCACCUAGCCACGCAAGCUAGCUAUCUGUAUCGGCUCAUUGAAUAAACCCAAUGGAAACAUUUUGAGUCAAGUUAUGAGGCCCAAAUGGCUCCAGAAUGUGACACAGUUUAUCAAAAGGCAAUGUGUUAAAUGAUCAAAACUUACAAAGCUAUUUAAAGCUUCUCCAUAAAGAUGCCCAAAGAAAAGGAGUUGCCCAUAUGUGUGACAUCAUAUGAUAAAUAUUUAAUUUUUUGCCUAUUUUUAACCCAAGACGUCUCACUGUUAUCUUUUUUCCUAUUUUGUUUUUACUUGCUCUGUUUUAGUUAUUUCUAUCAUAUUCUUCCUCUUUAUUCAUUACUGUAUUGUUUUCUUUUGUCUGUCUUUUUUUUUAGUAUAAGAAUGUACAUCACAUCAUCCCCGAUUUGCAAUGUGUGCAUUUCUAAUGGAACACGUAGCACCACGCUUAACACUCCUGCAACACUUUCAUGGUAUUCUGAGCUUCUAUACACAACAGUAGCAGUGACAGUCAUAUAUAAACAAACUGCUCUGUUAGUGAUUCAUUCAAAAACUUUUCAUAUGUUUUUUUGACUUGCUGUUAUGUAGCAUGAUAUUACUCACUUUUCUAUUAAUCUUUUCAUUUUUAACAAUCAAUUCUGAAUCAUUUAUUAAUCCUACAUUAUGCAUUUAUAUUUGUAUUUAAUACUAUUUUAAUAUUUUAUUAUAUGUAUUGUUAUUGCUAUUGUAUUUUGCAUUGUAAGAAAGUACCAUACCAUGUAACCAAUAGAUGACCAGUGUCAAAAUGUGUUAAUUUUAACACUCGUUUUUGUUUUCCCUUUUUUUUUCACAUAAUAUUAAUUUUGAAAUCUGUAUGGGUUUCUUCUUCUAACUGAUAGACGUAAAACCGUUGGCACGCACAGCGCAGUUCUUUAUUGAAACUGUAUCAAAUGUGAUCACGUGGCCAAUACACAGAGGCAGACUUUUGUGAAUUAAGUGGUAUAUUUGCUGUGAAACUUUACUUUUUUUUUUUUUUUUUUUUUUUUUAAGCGUGACUGUGUCUAUAACCUGUGUGUGUGUGUGUGUGUGUGUGUGUGUGUUUAAAAGGAACCCCAAUCAUGCACUUAAUGUCAUGUUAAUAUGUGUGUGUCAUUGUUAGUGCUAUGAUAUCUUGAUGUAAAUAAGUUGUUUUCUAUUUGGGUAUUUUUUUAACUGUGAUAUAUUAUUAACACAUUUUAUACGUGUGUGUGUACUGUAAGCCACUUUGCUUGACUUGUUUUUUUUUUAAACUAGCACCCUUUUUAUUUUAAUUUUAGAAUUUCUAACUAUAUAACAAAAUUCACACUAAGCAAACAAUGUGAAUUCUGUCAUUUUUCUUGUGUUGUUUAUAUCAUAGUUAUGGUAUAAUAGCACUGCUGCUUGAAAAUAAUACCUCAAGCAGCUUUAACUUUUUUCACAGUCCCUGCAGGUUUAGAGGAAUAAGGUGUCAAAGUGUUUGGUGGGCGUCAAGUUAUUUUUUGAUUAUUGGUUACUUGCAUUCUGAGCUGUGUUUCUGCAUUUUCUUAGAGAACUAAAAUGAAAAACAAAUGCUUAGAAUCACAUAAUUUCAACAGACAACCGUUCUUGUAAAAUGUCAGAAGUGAACAUAAUCAUUACCAGAGCCAAGUGUCAGUUUGAUUUAUUUAGAGGAAUCCCAGCACAUUUUUGCUAAUUCUUGGCACAUGCUUUUGCCCCAAAUUUGGUGUGUGUGCGUGUGCCCUUAUGCACAUAAAAAAAAUAUGCAGAAUUUUGUUGAACUUCUACUCAGAACUGAGUCAAUGGGUGGAUUACCUAGAUGCCUGGUUAGACCAUUUAAAUAAUGUAAUAACCAUGUUAAUAGAUGUAAGAAUUUGUUUAGCAUUAAGAAAAAAAAAAUCAUUUCUAUGUGACAAUGGAUUCAGUGCAACAGGUUACGUGAUGUUAAGUACAGUGAUGCGUAGCCUCAAGUGUAGAAAUUGAGUUUUCCAUUUUUUACUUUAGGUCCAUGUACAGUAUAUAAAG